Messenger RNA from Acaulospora morrowiae, 1562 nucleotides. NCBI's taxonomy places the organism in Eukaryota, Fungi, Glomeromycota, Glomeromycetes, Diversisporales, Acaulosporaceae. The record is from the annotation of a GenBank genome assembly.
UUACUGAUAGUGAAGUCGUUACUCUCGAACCUUUCGAUAGCUUAUCAAUAUUUAUUAUGAAUGUUGAGGACGAAUUUGAUAUAGGAAUACAGAAAUGUCGCUUUGGAUUGAUUUUAAACAAGGAGGUGUUAACGAAAACAGAAAAGGAAUGCCUUAAUUUUAUAUCAGUUUUAAAUAUUCGAUAUGUUAACCCAGAUAGAAGUACAAUAAUUAAUCUAGUAACCACCAAAUCCAAGGUGUACUCUUAUUUCCUUGAAAAUAAUUUGGCGAUUGAAGAACAAAACGCGCGUCAAUUCUUCGAAUCAGUCCCUUUCAAACCUCUUAAUAUCAUUUCAACAAAAGUUGAAUCUACUUUUCGGGCUAUUUAUUUUGCGAUUUCUAUUCCAAUAGCUGAAAUAAGAUUUGAAGACAUCAAACCAUCUAGUAUAUUAAUUCAAGCUCUGGAAGAAUCUUUGUUGAGCACAAAUCCAUACAUUUUACUGCAAGAAGUCUUCGAAAAAUUUGGUCAUUUAAUUCCUCGUAAAAUAAUUGUUGGAAAAAAAUUAUCCCGUUAUUGUCAGAAAUUUGCAUUAGCGUCAUAUCAUGGACCCUCGGAUCUAUAUAAGAAAAUUUCUUUAUCAGCAGAACCUAGCGAGCAAAUUGACAAACUUCAAUCUAUACUGGAUGAAUGGAAAAAACUACUUUCAGCAGAUAGGUUUGAUUCAACGUACAUUGUGUCUACUGAGGGACGUGCUAUCGAAACCAAACAUGUAAAAAGAUGGAUUUUAAGAGAUUGUCAUCAACUUGAAAUUGUUGAAUAUUCGGAUUUUAUUCCAACAUACACGAUUCUAAAUCCUUUAUUGUGUAAAGAAAUAGAAAAAUGCUUUAAAAAAGAAAGUCAAAUUUUAAUGACUGGAUAUAUUAGUAUUGAAGAUAUCCACACUCAUUAUUAUCGCGUUAAAUUUGACACCCCGUUACAAGCCAAUAACUAUCAAAUUUUUGGUUUUAUUACACGUGAAGACAAUAUAGUAUUGGAGAAAUCAAUUGUUGCAUUCAAGUACUUCACCAAAUUUGGAUUUUCUAUCGUCAUAAAAAGUUUAAAUUACGAGCAAUUAAACGGCGCUAUGAUAUCUUGGAUUAUGAUCGGAAUUCCGUGUGAAGUUGGUUUCUACAGCAAAAAUACUCGGACUAUUGAUGUAUUACAGAUGGAUGCACUGAAUGUUGCAAAAAAUAGCAUCAAUUCAUUUCAAAAAGAUGAUGAAUCCAUUAUCGUUAGAUUACCAUCUCCAACUAAAAUAACAUUUGAAAGUAUAAUUAAUAUACAAAUUGAAUUUUCACAAAAUACCAGUGAAUCUUUUAUAGAAACUCAAUACUUAGAUAAAACUAAUGACGUUAAAAUUAUUAGUCAAAAUGACAACUUUGAUAAUAGUUACCUUAAUGAACUUCGAAUUCAUUAUUUAAUCUUAAGCUUUCCAACAGAUCAGGAAUGGAUCGUUCCAGAUGUUCGAAUGGAUUCAAGGAAAAAACUAGAUAAUUUACGGAAAGAAAAUAUGGGAUAUCGAUUUAGCUUAAAUAAUAACUAG